GGGGCAAGACCGACCUGUGAUGGUGGCGACCUUGGAGCCAGGCUUGGCGUGGAUCGAGAUGGCAACGGUGGACGGCGGCACAAGGCUGAGGCAGCCCGGGAACCCUCCGCCACCGCGGCGGCGCCUCCCCCUCGGCCUUGCUUCGCUUCCCCGGAGCCAUCUGGUUCGUCCACGAGGCCUGUUCGACAAUGCGAGUGGGCCCACCUGCAGCCACAGAUUAAUUUCCGGCCCCACCACUAGUAUGCCAAUGUGAUUUGGUGAGCCCAAAAAUACAGCUAAGCGCGCAAGCGGCAACAAUGGCGGCUCUGCAAGCUACGCCGCUCAAAACCCUAGCCUUCUCUCACCGGCGCGCGCCCGCGCGGCCGCGCCCGAUGGCGGCGUCUUUCCUGUGCUCCGACGCGGCGAGGAGCUACAACAUCACGCUCCUCCCUGGAGACGGUAUCGGCCCGGAGGUGGUCGCCGUCGCCAAGGACGUCCUAUCCCUCGCCGGCUCCCUCGAAGGCGUCGAGCUCCGGUUCCAGGAGAAGCUGGUGGGUGGCUCGGCGCUGGAUGCGACCGGCGUGCCGCUCCCCGACGAGACGCUCGCGGCAGCGAGGGAUUCAGACGCCGUCCUUCUCGGCGCCAUAGGAGGGUACAAGUGGGAUAAAAAUGAGAAGCAUCUCAAGCCUGAGACCGGGUUGCUCCAGCUCCGUGCCGGGCUCGGGGUGUUUGCCAAUCUGCGACCAGCUGCAGUGUUGCCGCAGUUAGUAGAUGCAUCUACUCUGAAGAAAGAGAUAGCUGAAGGUGUUGACAUCAUGGUUGUCAGAGAGCUUACUGGAGGAAUAUACUUCGGCAAACCUAGAGGUUUUGGAACAAAUGACAAGGGUGAGGAUACUGGCUUCAAUACAGAAGUUUAUUCAGCUUCUGAGAUUGAUCGUAUUACACGUGUUGCAUUUGAGGUUGCUCGCAAGAGAAGAGGCAAAUUGUGCUCGGUUGACAAAGCAAAUGUGCUUGAGGCAUCCAUGCUUUGGAGAAAAAGGGUGACCGCACUAGCUUCUGAAUUCCCUGACAUUGAGCUCUCACACAUGUAUGUUGAUAAUGCCGCAAUGCAGCUUAUUAGGAAUCCUAAGCAGUUUGACACAAUUGUCACAAACAACAUUUUCGGCGACAUAUUAUCUGAUGAAGCAUCAAUGAUUACGGGAAGCAUUGGAAUGCUCCCAUCUGCCAGUGUUGGUGAAUCGGGACCUGGUCUUUUUGAACCUAUUCAUGGCUCUGCCCCUGAUAUUGCUGGGCAGGACAAAGCAAAUCCAUUAGCUACGAUUCUUAGUGCCGCUAUGCUGUUGCGUUAUGGCCUUGGAGAAGAAAAUGCCGCAAAGAGAAUUGAAGCAGCAGUUACAGAAACACUGAACAAUGGGUUUCGAACUGGGGACAUAUAUUCUCCUGUAAUGACAUUGGUUGGAUGCAAGCGGAUGGGUGAGGAAGUCUUGAAGACAGUGGAGUCGCAGAAGUCGGUGGCUGCUGGAAACUGAUACACAUUUUUACUUGAGCUAUGACCCUGCGAAAUGAGAUGAUCGAAAGAUUUUUAGAAUUUGAGCCUGCCGAAAGAGCGUAUUGCCUCUGGAUUGUUGAUUUCAUUGCCUGCCUAUUUACGGAAACUCUAGCUGCUGAAUUGAUAGGGCAAGCUCUUUUCCUUUUUGUUUUUUUGUUGGACUUCCUGUCACUUUAUUUUGUCCAUGACAUAUGGUGUAUCUAUUGAUUCUUUUCACCCAAUAAAAGGUGAUAGACCCCUUAAUGCCCUCUGAAUAAGAGGUUGGGCUUGUGGCACAUAA
Molecule: messenger RNA, 1808 nt
Organism: Phragmites australis (common reed)
Lineage: Eukaryota; Viridiplantae; Streptophyta; Magnoliopsida; Poales; Poaceae
Product: 3-isopropylmalate dehydrogenase, chloroplastic-like
Exons: 11
Coding region: 297-1508 (403 amino acids)
Biological process (GO): L-leucine biosynthetic process
Molecular function (GO): magnesium ion binding; 3-isopropylmalate dehydrogenase activity; NAD binding
Source: RefSeq, a predicted model, not a curated record